CCUGGACUCUCAGCCAAAGAAAUGAAAUUUCUAAUAGUAUUUUGAAAAAUACAAAAAAUCUAAGAAGAUACAUAUCAACCGGGUGGGGAAGUGAAAUAUUUCAUCUAUGUGGCUAAGAGCUUGGGUAACAGAAAAGUUCCUGCAACCAGAAUAGCAGCGAAUUUUUUCCGGGAGAGUGACGGUUAAAGCUCUGUAGAACGAGCAUUGCUCAUUUGUAUAACGGCUAACACACACACUCUGUGUAUCAGGUCUCCCGCUGUCACGACUCUCGCAUCGAAGAAUCGGAUCUGUAAAACGAAGAGCAAUAUCAGUCAGGUCCGGAUUCUAGAAGCAUUGCUUAGUUUAGUCUUCACAUCAGAUCGUAGGAGCUUGGGAAAGAAGCUAGAAAAAAAAAAAAAAUCUGAAAUCUCUGGGAUCAAGUGAGGCAUUUACGUCGAAGUCUUCAAAUUUGAGGAAAGUGAAACUGUUUGCGUACAAUGCGGUUUUACUGUUCCGAGAGAUUCUUCGAAUGCUUGGAUCUCGUCGUUCUCAGUUUCCAGCUUUUUGGAGUAUUCAACUGCUAGUUUGUGAUCCUGCCAAAAAUUUCAUGGCGGAACUCUAGUGUAGAUGCCUCUGGAGUUGGAAGUCAGUUCGUAUUACUGUUAAGAAUCUGCUGGAUUAGUUUUAUUCAUUUCAGAUCUCGACUUAGAAACCUUGCCAAACCCUAGAAGUUCAAAUCGGUGAUAACUUUCCUUAAGAACUGUCCUCUUUUGGCGGAGUUAGAGCUUCAAUUGUUCAGUUACAUUAGCAGUAUUAAACGAUGCCGACACUUCUUCAUCAAAGACAACAGCAGCAGCAGCUCUUGGAAAAUCCCUAUCCGAUUUCACCUAGUUCUGCAAGUGGUUACCGAAGAUCUAUCCCUCCUUUCGGCCGUACUGGUCUGCUUGUUUUGUUGUCUCUUACGGUAGUUCUAGGAGUUCUUUUUCCAUGGAUGCGUAUGUCGGAUGGCCUUUUUUCACGCAAUGAUGCCUCGAUUACAAAAUGGCGGGAUUAUACGCUUGCCGAAGCAGUGUCUUUCGUGGCAAAGAACGGAACCGUUAUAGUCUGUGCCGUGAGUCAACCUUAUCUUCCUUUUCUAAACAAUUGGUUGAUUAGCAUCGCCAGGCAGAAGCAUCAAGAAAAGGUCCUUGUGAUUGCCGAGGAUUAUGCGACUCUUUACAAGGUCAAUCAGAAGUGGCCUGGUCAUGCCAUACUUAUCCCCCCUGCACCCGAUGCUCAGACCGCCCAUAAAUUUGGUUCUCAGGGAUUCUUCAAUUUUACAUCCCGCAGACCUCGCCACCUGCUGCAGAUUUUGGAGCUUGGGUAUAAUGUUAUGUACAAUGAUGUUGAUAUGGUCUGGUUGGCAGACCCAUUUCCCUAUCUGCAAGGGUAUCAUGAUGUUUAUUUCACUGAUGACAUGGCUGCAUUUUAUUGUGUUGCUGCCAAAAGCUGUGGGUGCACAAUCUAUCUCUUCUUCCUUGAUCUCCUCUUGUUUCAGGUGAAACCUUUGAACCACUCUCAUGCAUUGCCAGCUCCUGGGAAGAAAGGGCGUACUUAUAUUUGCAGCUGUAUGAUUUUCCUGCAUCCCACUAGUGGAGCCAAACAAAUCAUGAGGAAAUGGAUUGAAGAACUUCAGGACCAGCCAUGGUCAAAAACAAAGAAGUCCAAUGAUCAGCCUGCAUUCAACUGGGCUUUAAAUAAAACAGCUGGGCUGGUGGAUCUGUAUUUGCUACCUCAGGUAGCAUUCCCAUCGGGAGGGUUGUAUUUCAAGAACCAGACAUGGGUCCAAGAGACCAAAGGAUUGCACGUCAUUAUUCACAAUAAUUACAUUACAGGUUUUGAGAAGAAGAUAAAACGUUUUCGCGAUUUCGGGCUUUGGUUGGUUGAUGACCAUUCUCUUGAGUCUCCACUUGCUACCCCAUUCUUGGAUGUACAAAGGGGUCCCAAAUGUUGCCAGCACCUCAGCCUCCUUUGAUUUUUACAUUUAAAGGAAUUCAAUGGUUGAUGCAAUUCAGCAGAUGCAAAGAGUGUUUUCAACUAUAAAUGUUGAGAAUUUUCCUUUCAAUCUUUGAAAGAAAGUUCAUUCAGAAUGACACUGGUGCGGGAGAUUAAACCCCAGGGGAUUGGUAAGCACGGAAGCACAUGGUUUUAUGCAAGUCAAAGUUGAGGAGUCCAGAUGUAAUUCAUAUGAAGCUUUAAUUAGGUUAAUCUGAAUCGGAUUAUUUAUUUUGAGUUCUCUUUCACUCUACAUCUGUAAGUUUUAAUGCUAUUUGGCUGGAAAUGAAAUGGAAGGACAGGAAAUGAGAUUAUUUUUUAA
Molecule: messenger RNA, 2335 nt
Organism: Macadamia integrifolia
Lineage: Eukaryota; Viridiplantae; Streptophyta; Magnoliopsida; Proteales; Proteaceae
Product: UDP-D-xylose:L-fucose alpha-1,3-D-xylosyltransferase MGP4-like
Exons: 7
Coding region: 800-1993 (397 amino acids)
Cellular component (GO): Golgi apparatus
Molecular function (GO): glycosyltransferase activity
Source: RefSeq, a predicted model, not a curated record